This is a messenger RNA of Lactuca sativa (garden lettuce), 1167 nucleotides long. RefSeq lists its product as uncharacterized. NCBI's taxonomy places the organism in Eukaryota, Viridiplantae, Streptophyta, Magnoliopsida, Asterales, Asteraceae. The record is from RefSeq and is a predicted model, not a curated record.
AUGGAUAAGUCUUGGAUGGGAGCGUACAGAACAUCAGAAACCUAUGUAAAAGGUGUUGCAGAAUUUAUCAAAUAUGCAGUGCACAAUUACAAGAUUUCUAAACAUAAUGAUCCUGCAGAUACCAAAAAAAAGAUAAGAAUUCCAUGUCCAUUUGUUAACUGUGUAAACCACAUAUGUCAUUCGGUGGAUGUGGUAGAUGAUCAUCUAUUCAGGAAUGGAAUUGAUCAAACAUACACAAAUUGGAAUAAGCAUGGAGAAACAGAAGAACCACCAAGAAUUUAUGUAUAUGAACAUAAUUUUGACAUGGAUACGUCAAACGUUGUAGAUUCCACAAACAUGAACACAGAAAUGCCAACAGAUGCUGCAGAACCUGUAAAGAUGGUUGAAGUUGUAGAAGAAAAUUUUAUUGGGAACCCUGAUAAGUUUAGAGAACUGAUAGAGGAUACCGAGAAGCCCCUAUACACAGGGUGUCAUAAUUUCACAAAGUUAUCUGCAAUCAUUCAACUACUCAACUUGAAGAAAGGAAACGAAAUGUACAGUAGUACAUAUGAGGCGAAAAAAGCAUUUAAGGCAAUGGGUUCAGGGUAUACUAAGAUACAUGCAUGUGUCAACAAUUGUAUACUUUACAGAAAAGAAUACACAGACUUGGCAGCAUGUCCUACUUAUGGUAAAUCAAGAUGGAAGGUUGAUGAACAAAAAAAUAAAAUUUACAACAAUAUUCCCGCAAAAUGUUUGUGGUACUUUCCAAUUAUUCCGCGUUUCAAGCGUCUUUUCCAGUCUAAGACAACUGUAAAAGAUUUAACAUGGCACGCAACAGAAAUAAUGGUGGAUGUUGGAGUUUUAAGUAACCCAGCUGAUUCACCAGCAUGGGCUGCCAUUGAUGACAAAUAUCCUGAUUUUGCUGGCGAACCAAGGAAUUUACGACUAGGCAUUUCGGCGGACGGGGUUGAUGUGAACAGAGGAAAUAGGAGUCAUAGUGUUUGGCCUGUUUUAACUGUCAUUUACAACCUUCCACCAUGGUUGUGUAUGAAGAGAAAGUUCAUCAUGCUUUCGUUAUUGAUUUCGGGAACACUAGGAAACGAUAUUGAUGUGUUCCUAGCACCUUUUAUUGAUGAUAUGCAAUUAUUAUUUGAUUUUGGAGUUGAAACAUACGAUGCAUAUGCAUAA